CGAAAAUGGCGACAUAAGUUUGAAGCGGUAGAUGUGACUUUGAAGAUUUGAACUUGUAUUGAUGUAGCCCCUGUAGUUGAACCGUCAUUGAGAGAGAUCAGGAUGUCGCAGUACAACAACUACGGACAAGAUGGCUACGGGUAUGAGAUGAGCGAGAAGGAACGACCAUGGCCCUCCCAAUCAGGCAGUCUCUCCGGCAGCCACCCCAGUCUCUACUCCUUCUAUACCCCGUCCACUUCCACGUACAUCCUGCCCAUUGCCCAGGAGCUUCCCGAUCUACACAAGAAGACCCCAGACUACAUGGGUUUUGCCAUCUGCUCCCUCAUAAUGAACCCUAUCUUUGGUAUCCUGGCAAUUUUAGCAUCAGAAAGAUCCAAGGACUACUACUUCAGAUGUAAAUAUAUCAAGGCCAGACAAUAUGGACAAUUUGCCAAAGGAUUUGCUCUCGGGGGAAUCAUUGUAACAAUAAUCAUGUGGAUAUUAGUGAUUGCAUCAAUUUGCAAUUAUUACAGACGAUUUAAUGUCUGGUAAUUUCUUUUACUUUUUUCUUAAUCCUUUUUUUUCCCCCUGCCUUGGAAGAGUGUAUUAUAACAUUGGAAGAGACCUCUUUCACAUCACAUAAUAUUGCAUUGUGCAUCUUGUGCAUCAUCAUAAACACACAACUACUGAAGUAUAUACUGGGUGGGGCUCACUUCAUAGAAACUGUGAAAGAAGGUUUAUAGAAUACAGAAAUUCAUCCAAACUUCGGGAAAUCCUUCGCGAGUGCAGUGGCUGUGAGUUCAGCUCAUGCUGGCUUCCUCUCUGGCCAUUAGUGGGAAGGUCUGGCCGUUAGUGGGAAGGUCAUGGGUUUCCUCCAGGCUCUGUUUCCUCCCACCAUAAUGCUGGCUGUCGUUGUAUAAGUGAAAUAUUCUUGAGUAUGGUGUAAAACACCAAUGAAAUAAAUAAAUAAAUAAAUAAAAUCCUUUGCCAUUUUUUAUUGUUGAUAGGAAAUCAAACUUUUUUAAUCAGAAAAUGUAUUACAGUUUAAAGCUUGGAAAGAUUCGGACACGAAGACCACAUUUUAGAAAUUCUAUGUCGAAUGCUUUUAGCAUGACCUUCUGCUAAGUUUUUAUGGCCCAGUAUAUGACAUUAUAUUGUAUACCAAUCCAGAGUGCUUGAGUGUAAUAAAUGAUAUUUUGUAUUACAUGUGUAAAUCAAGAUUAAAAUUGUACAACUACAUGUGGGAUGCAUUGUAUGUGUGGUAUUUAUACACACAAGAAAAUGUAAAUGGGGAAGUCUUUAUUUUGGGUGAAAACCUAAAUUUUAGAACCCAAUUGUAGGAACUUCCCUUUAGGCUUAACUAAUGAUAAAAUCCUGAUUGUGUAAAAUUUGUUAAGCAAUCCUGUUAAUGAACUCAUCAGCAUGUUUGUGUGAUAAUGUUGUUGUUACAACAAUGUACUUGUCUAUAGUAAUGCUCUUAAGUUAAGAAUGUGUUAAACUUUCUUUUGGAUGGACAAUAUUCGGCCAGUGUUAGUAUUUCUCUGAAUUUGUGCUGCUUUCUCAUCUACGCAUAUCCAACCAUGUAUCAUCUAGGACAUCUGCUUUUCAUUUUAGUGAUGCUUUUUGUACAGUGAAUUGCUUUCAACCACAAAGAUUAUCAUUUCAAGUGAACAAGUGUGCCUUCUUAGAUGAAUGAAGUUGUGAGAGUGCUUGCGGUCUAUUUUGAUAGAGGUAUAAUAUCAAAACAUGGUUAUGGUACUUUUUAUAAGCUGACAUUUUUAGUGACACAAGCUUUUCUUUCCCAUAUUUUAUGAUCAUAUUAGCUCCAGUCCAAUUUUCAUAAUUCAUUUGUUUCUGUAAUUUGAUGGUACUGGCUGGAAGAUUAUUUUCAACCAUCCAUGCCAUACCAUCCACCUUACCACAGCAAAGCCAUACAUUUAUACGUGGAAUAGUAAAUAAAUUCAUUUGUUUAUAUGUUAAUUAGAGAGAAGUGUUUAUAUGCUGUGUAUUAAAAUGUUUAUUUUUCUUUAUUAUUUUUUUUUUACUUCAACCAUUUCCGUCAUAGCCUCUUAAAAUUUAAUUCUUGUAAUACAAGUUAGAACAUAGUAUUAUCCCUUAUACUAACUUGUAAUAA
Messenger RNA from Liolophura sinensis, 2113 nucleotides. RefSeq lists its product as uncharacterized. Gene Ontology annotation, cellular component: membrane. Lineage: Eukaryota; Metazoa; Mollusca; Polyplacophora; Chitonida; Chitonidae. The transcript has 3 exons. The record is from RefSeq and is a predicted model, not a curated record. Bases 103 to 531 code for a protein of 142 amino acids.